CGAAAUUCCAAAAAAAGAGCUCAAAAUUAUCAUCGAAGCAUCAGAGAGACAAUCCAAUCCCCCCUUUCCCCAUUUUCCUCUCUGUGUUUCUCUCUCUAAAACAACCAAUCUCAAAGACCCCACAAAUCUCUCCUUUAAACCCCUUCUUCCUCAGCACAACCAAAAACCCAAUUUCUCACAGCAAUGCCAGCUUCCUCCUCAGAGACGAGGAAUAGAUGGAGGAAGAGAAAGCGGGAGCCAUUAAUUUCGAGGAAAUCGAAGAACCAACAUGAUGAUGACGGGUUUGAAGAUGAGGAGGAUGAGGAAGACAUUGAACAGCAGGAGAUGGAAGAUGAACAUCAAAACCCUAACAAUUCAGUGGAUCGAAGUUACUCUUCUGUUGAGUUGGUGUCAGAAAGUAGGGACCGGAUUAAUGAGUUUCCUUUGGUAGUGAGACGAGCCGUGACUCGGCCUCAUUCAUCUGUGCUGAAUAUUGUGGCAACAGAGAAGGCUGGGUUGAGUGGGGAGAGCAGACAAAGUGGGUUGGUUUUGGAGAACAUAUCGUAUGGGCAGCUUCAGGCGCUUUCAGCUGUGCCUGCAGAUAGUCACUCUUUGUUGACUGAGGAAAGAGGCGGGGAAGGUAGUGGGAGUGGUUCAUAUGUCAUCACUCCUCCGCAGAUAUUGCCGGGGCGUGGUGUUAUUAAGCAUUAUGGUAGUGCAGGUCGAAUCCAUGUUGUGCCAAUGCACGCAGAUUGGUUUUCACCUAAUACCGUGCACAGAUUGGAAAGACAAGUGGUGCCACAUUUUUUCUCUGGGAAGUCAGCUGAACAUACACCCGAAAAAUACAUGGAAUGUAGAAAUUGUAUUGUUGCAAAGUACAUGGAGUCUCCUGUAAAGCACUUGUCAGUUGAUGAUUGCCAUGAAAUAGUAGGUGGUAUUAGUGCUGAUGAUGUAACUCGAAUUGCAAGAUUUCUUGAUCAUUGGGGGAUCAUCAACUACUGUGCUGUUCCUCCUAAAGAUGAGGCUCAAAAAGAUGGCACAUAUUUGUAUGAGGACACAAACGGUGAUCUCUGUGUUCCAGCAGCUGGUUUGAAGUCUAUUGACAGCUUAGUCCAAUUUGACAAGCCUAAAUGUCGGCUGAAGGCUAAAGAUAUUUAUCCUGAACUUGAGCGUGACUGCGAUGACGACUCUGAUUUUGACAACUCAAUCCGAGAAAUCUUGUCUGAAAUUAGAUGCAAUUGUUGUUCUCGGCCUGUUUCACUAGCGCAUUAUCAGUCACAGAAAGAGAUGGAUAUUCUAUUGUGUUUGGAUUGCUUCCAUGAGGGUAGGUUUAUUGCUGGUCACUCUAGCUUGGAUUUUGUCAAAGUGAGCUCUAUGAAAGAUUAUGGAGAUCUAGAUGGAGAUACUUGGACUGACCAGGAAACACUAUUGCUUCUCGAGGGAAUGCAACUCUACAAUGAAAACUGGAAUCAAAUUGCAGAACAUGUUGGCACCAAGUCAAAGGCACAGUGCAUCCUUCAUUUUGUCCGCCUGCCUUUGGAUGGUGCCGCAUUAGACAAUAUUGAACUUCCAGGUGCAUCUGGUCCCUCUAGGUCUAAGACAGGUGAAGAUCGUAAUAAAUCUCAUUCAACUUUGAAUGGGAAUCUUGCAGGACCAAGCACUGGAAACCUUGAUUCUGAUAGCAAAUUUCCAUUUGAGAACUGUGGAAAUCCAGUAAUGUCCCUGGUUGCUUUUCUGGCAUCUGCUGUUGGACCGAGAGUUGCUGCAGCAUGUGCCCAUGCAUCCUUGGCAGCUUUAUCCAAGGAUGAUACUUUAACUGCAUCACAGAACAUGACUCAGAUGGAUGGAUCCACAACAAAUAAUGGGAUCAGUGUAGGAGGAAUGCCUGGAAAGAAUGAAAGUCCUCAUGGAGAUGUUGGAAGUUCGUAUCAGCGAAAAGAUGAUAAGGCAGGAGGACAAGGUCCAUGGGGUCAACAUGAUGCUGGAGGGACUCCAUUAUCCACUGAAAGUGUAAGAGCUGCUGCUAAAGUUGGUCUUGCAGCUGCAGCUGUAAAAUCAAAGCUUUUUGCUGACCAUGAAGAACGUGAGAUUCAGCGGUUAUCUGCAAACAUAGUCAACCAUCAGUUGAAGAGGUUAGAGCUGAAGCUGAAGCAGUUUGCUGAGGUGGAGACCUUGCUAAUGAAAGAAUGUGAACAAUUGGAGAGAACAAGGCAACGCUUUUUUGGAGAACGUGCUCGGAUAAUGACAACUCAACCUGGUUCGGUGCGUGUAUCCCGACCAAUGGGUGUGUCUGGUGCUGGUGCAGCAGUGGUCAAUAAUACAGGAAAUAGUAGGCAACAAGUUUCAGGUCCUCCACAACAAAAUUUUAUUGCUGGAUAUGGAAACAACCAACCAAUGCACCCUCAAAUGUCAUUUAUGCAGCAACAGGGAAUUUAUGGAUUUGGGCCUCGGCUGCCACUCUCAGCGAUUCACCCAUCCUCUUCAACACCCAGCAUGUUUAAUGCACCAGCAAGUUCCCAGCCCGCUCUCAGUCAUUCAAUGCUUAGACCUGUAUCUGGGACAAAAACAGGUUUAGGUUGAGUGCAGAUAGUGAUUGAGCUUUGGAUUUGCUUCAGUUUACUGAUCGGUUCUCUUCAUUUCUGCAAUUAUUGAGGCGAGAGAACAAGUUGCAUUGCUCUGUCAGACGGAUUGAGACAUUAAUGAAGCCAAUCGACUGAAGAUGCAGCUCGGACUGACAGUGCAAUGGCCUGAUUACUCAAGCAGGACUUCUCACAUUAGUUGCUGCUUUAUGCAGCUAAACUUAUUCGUAGAAACAACUUGUACUAUAUUUCGGUUUCUACUGUGACAUAACUCUCUUUUGGUGACAACAAGUAUGAGACUAGGGGUCUAGACAUGUAGUUUUGUGCAGUACAGGUAAUUAAGAUGGAGAAAACAGGGCAAUGGAGUAUGGCAGUUUCUUGAUCAUACACGUCGUGUAACUAAAUUGUUGUGCUGAUUUUCCUACAUUUGUAACCGAUUUCUCAAGUAAUUUAACUAAGCUUUGAGGGUUAAAACCAAA
Solanum pennellii is the source of this 3037-nucleotide messenger RNA. RefSeq names its product SWI/SNF complex subunit SWI3C. The coding region runs from base 184 to 2559 and encodes 791 amino acids. Gene Ontology annotation, molecular function: zinc ion binding; protein binding. The transcript has 9 exons. NCBI's taxonomy places the organism in Eukaryota, Viridiplantae, Streptophyta, Magnoliopsida, Solanales, Solanaceae. The record is from RefSeq and is a predicted model, not a curated record.